AAUUUUCAAUGUGUGAGCCAUCCACAAAGGAAUUCGAUUUUGACUUCGCUCUUUAUGGAUCGGAGUAAAAAUUUCCUGCAGAACGUGGCCAAUUUUGCUGACCAGCUGAAUCCUAAUCAAUUGGAAAGGUCCACAAUGGCUUACAAGCGUCUAUGUCUGGAACUGGAGUCCAUGAGCAAUGCGGUGACUCCUGCCGUUACUCCUCCGACUUCACCUCCUCAGGCUGCUGCCGUUCCCACAAAAGGACUCCGGGCAAGUGCUUCAGAGUUCGUGCCCCAAGUGCCUCAGACCAGUGACCGGAUUUCCAUUGAAUUGGACAAUGAGCAGGAUGAGGACUCGGAUGACGAUGGCUACGAUGAGGAGCGUAACAGAGCCCCAAAGCCCGCAAUCUACGGCCUCCGGUUUUAUAACCAUCACUAUGAGGCCGUUGACGUGAGCGAUAAUCACUUGGAAGCGGAAAAAAAGCGAAAGUUUGGUUAUAGGGCUCCCAAGUUUCGGCCGAACCAACCGACUGGUCGGUCUCUAAAGUCGGAAAUGAGCUCCACUCCCACUGCAAAGCCUCCACCGGAAUUGGCAAACGGACAGCCGCAUUUCAAAGGACCCUACAUGCCACUUCUGCAGCACAGAAUCGCCAACGCAGAGGACUACGGGCUCAUCCAGGGUUCAGACGAGCGGAACAGCCUGCUCCUGGAGGAUAUGGUGAAACAACUGGCCCGCCUGGACAACUGUCCCUUCAAUCUGAGCGCCCUUUUCCCUGAAAAAGGUGAACACAAACCAGCACCCUAGAUAGCUCUGAAUAUUCUAU
Drosophila teissieri is the source of this 805-nucleotide messenger RNA. RefSeq lists its product as uncharacterized. Lineage: Eukaryota; Metazoa; Arthropoda; Insecta; Diptera; Drosophilidae. Bases 55 to 786 code for a protein of 243 amino acids. The record is from RefSeq and is a predicted model, not a curated record. The transcript is spliced from 2 exons.